This is a messenger RNA of Colletotrichum chrysophilum, 501 nucleotides long. RefSeq lists its product as uncharacterized. Gene Ontology annotation, molecular function: protein binding. NCBI's taxonomy places the organism in Eukaryota, Fungi, Ascomycota, Sordariomycetes, Glomerellales, Glomerellaceae. The transcript is spliced from 2 exons. The record is from RefSeq and is a predicted model, not a curated record. Bases 1 to 501 code for a protein of 166 amino acids.
AUGGACCGGACAUCGGGGUUGGCUCUGGAUCACGCCGUCGAGAAAGGAAAGUUCAAUGUCGUUAAGAUGCUACUCGAACAUGGGGCCAACCCACACCAAGGAGAAACAGAAGACACUGACCUUGAUUGGCGCAAGUUCAUGGCUUUGCUGAUACGCUACGGAACGGAUGUCAAUUCCGUCACGUUUGGUGCAGGCACGCCAUUAACGGCCGCUGUCGAGUACCAAAUGUGGGAUGUUACUGAGUUCCUAUUAGAACGCGGCGCUGACGCAAUGAUCAAGAAGCCUGUGAUCAAGCUAGAUGCAUUUGCCAUCGCAGCAAAGAAUUCAGGGUUUGCUUGGGAGUCGGAGCAAGCUGGGGAAUACAUGGACUACCUCUGUAAGCCAAGCACUACAGUGGAGGAUACCGACAUUCUUGAACUACCCGAGUGGGUGAAAAACAACCCGUUGACGCCGAUUAUCGAAAAGGUCAGGAAGCGUUCCGAGUCAUCGAUGGAAGAAUGA